Meloidogyne enterolobii is the source of this 830-nucleotide messenger RNA. NCBI's taxonomy places the organism in Eukaryota, Metazoa, Nematoda, Chromadorea, Rhabditida, Meloidogynidae. The record is from the annotation of a GenBank genome assembly.
UGUAGGAUGAUAAGGUUUGAUUUUGAGGGAUAAAGUUUGGCUUGGGUGUUUUGAGGGUAAGCUUUAGCGUUUGAGGAUUGGAUGAGUUGAAAGGAUGGAUAAGGCUUAUCGGGAGACGGGAUUGGCUCUAACGGUGGAUGGGCUUGGGGCAGGGAUGAGAUGUCUUGUUGUGGGAGAUGGGCUGGGGAUGGAGACAGGUGGUGGUCGGAAGUGGUCUUCCGACCUUUUUUUGACCUUUUGUCUCCUCAAGGAUAAAAUUAGCGAGGACGAUAAGAAGAAGGUUUUGGACAAAUGUCAGGAAACGCUCUCUUGGUUAUACGCCAACCAGACUGCUGAGAAGGAAGAAUUUGAGCAUCAUCAAAAGGAAUUGGAAGCUAUUUGCAAUACGAUCAAUUCGAAGCCUUACUGCUUUAACAUCAAGCAACCAAUGGAUGAUAAGGUUUGAUUUUGAGGGGAUUAAAGUUGGGAUUGGGUUGCUUUGUGGGGGAUAGGAGCAGGUAUGCGCUGGGACAUCGAUUGACUCUUGGGGUGGCGUCGAAGCAUUGAUUGGCUGUCUUGGUGUGGAAUUGACUGUUUUUGGGUAGGUUUGGGAGCGGAAAAGGCUGUUUUGUUUGGGAGGGGGGGGGGGGGUGUUGGUGGAAUGGAACGUGUUGGUUGAAAUUUUCUUAAUUUCUCCGUCCUACUGGUGACAAAGCAAUGAUAUUACCUCUGGGGAUUCGGGUGGAUUAAGAAUGAUAUUAGCGGAAGAGGAGUGAUAUUCAGGUUUAGAAGGAUAUCGCGGGGAUAUCGACAGAUUAGUUUUCCACCUCAUAAUAAUACUUCUCAAAUUU